This is a messenger RNA of Chlamydomonas reinhardtii, 3498 nucleotides long. RefSeq lists its product as uncharacterized. The record is from RefSeq and is a predicted model, not a curated record. The transcript is spliced from 5 exons. Lineage: Eukaryota; Viridiplantae; Chlorophyta; Chlorophyceae; Chlamydomonadales; Chlamydomonadaceae. The coding region runs from base 103 to 3258 and encodes 1051 amino acids.
UUAAAGUGGCUCCUCUGCAGCUUUGUUCGCUCCGUCUUUCUGUCGUCGCACCAUGGCUAGCUCAUAACUAAGUGCGUGAAUUUUAUAGCCAAAAUACACAGCAUGGCGGCUACUUGGAAGGCGCAGCUGCAAAGCGCACUCGACAACGCGAAACAUGAGGGCGCCAGCUUCGCGGUCGCUGGCGUGGAUGCUGGGCCGCUGCCCCAGAUCGCCGUGCGUGGCGUGGGCAAAGUGGCGCUCCCCAUAGACGCAGAGCAGGCGGAGGACCUUGCAUUCGCUGGCAUGCCCGCGCCCUACGGCAAGGGUUUCAAUACAGAGCUGGACCCCAACGUGCGCAAGGCAACCCAGCUGGACCCCGGCCGUGUGCGGUUCUCGGCGGACUGGGACGCAACGCUGCGCCGCAUUACCGUGGGCGUGGCAGCUGCGCUGGGUGUACCGGGCGGCGGCGCAGGCAUAGAGGCUCGGCUCUACAAGCUGCUGGUGUAUGAGCGCGGCGGGCACUUCAAGUCCCACCGCGACACAGAGAAGGAGCCGGGCAUGUUUGGCACCCUGCUGGUGCAGCUGCCGGUGGCGGCUGGUCACACCGGCGGCAAGCUGAGCAUCAGCCAUCUGGGUCAGAAGGUGGAGUGGGACACGGCAGCGGCCGCGACGGCCGCACCGGCGUCCGGCAUUCGCUAUGCCGCCUUUUACGCGGACUGCGAGCACGAGCUGUCCGUGGUGGAGUCUGGGAUGCGUGUGGUGCUCGCCUUCAACCUGGUACGGCCGCAGCCCACAGCUCAGAUGACCGGCCCUCUGUCCCACUUCUCAAACAUGGCUGCUGCGGCCGAUGCCGUGACGGCGGCGGUGCGCGUGUGGGAGGACGAGGGCGGGGCUGCAGACCCGGUCGUGGCGAUACCGCUGGUGCACAAGUACACGAAGACCAACCUGGGCUUCGGGGCGCUCAAGGGCUACGACGCAGCCAAGGUGCAGCUGCUGGUUGCUUGCCCGCUGCUGGAUGUGCACCUGGUGCUAAUUGCCAAGGAGGUGGUUGGCAGCACCAGUGCCGGUGCCUGCUACGGCAAGCGCAGCCGCUACCGCCGCUGGUAUGACGAGGAUGACGAGGAGGUCGAAGACCACGCGACGCUGGCGCGCACGGCCCAGAUGGACGACGUGCUCGAUGAGAGCAUUGACACAGGCUUGUGGGUGUCGCCCCUGUUCGGGCGGCUGGCGGAGCAUCGCUUCGGCUGCAGCGGUAUCUCUCUGCCACUGGAGGAGUGCCUGCUGGAUGGGCAGGAGCUAUUCCCGCGCGGCCUGCAGCCGGACAAGCGGGAGUAUGAGGGCUACACCGGCAACGCGGGGCCCGAGCUGACCUACACGUACCACCGCGCGCUGGUGGUGGCCUGGCCCCGCUCGCGCCGCGGGCUGCUGCCGUACACGCCGGACAGCGCCGCCGCCGCGCUGGAGCUUGCGGAGCGGCGGCUGCAGCACCUGAAAGCCGGCGGCUCCGGCCCUGUGCCCAGCCCCUCCGCAAGCGGCCCGUCCUGGGGCCACCGGCAUGACCCCGCAGUCCUGCAGCAGCACCUCAGCCGGAUUGAGUGCUUGCAGCCUCACGAGCCGGAGGCGCAGGGGCUUGGUCGCGUCGAGUGGGAGGCCAAGCUGGCGGUUGAGGCAGCGGUUAGCUGGGCGUUGCAGGCUGGAGCGGGCCGCACGCAGCGCAGCAAGCAGAAGUCGUGGGGUGCGGCGGCUGCGGAGGAGGGCGGUCGCGCAGCACUACAGCGAGCUUUGCAGCUGGUCACUGCACCCCAGGUGGUGAUGCUGUGUGGCGAGGAGUGGCGUGUGCGGGCCGGCAUGCGGCUGCUGAAGGCGCUGUCGGGGGUUGCCGGCCUAAACCUGAAGGACGCGGGUCUGCAGGCAGCGGUUGCCGGUGCAGCCUCGAGUAUGGCUUCAUCAGACUCGUUCGGCGAGGGCGUCCUAAGCCUUGCCACGCAGCACGUGGAGCGGCAGCUGACGGGCUGCUACAUGCUGGCGAUGCACGUGGAGAUGCCGGUAGCGUUGCAAGACCGGAUCCUUCACACAAUCCGUGGCGUCGUUAUUGGUGCUAGCGAGGGCAUGACCGCGAGUGUCGCUGAGGCAGCAGCUGCUGCCGCGGCUGCAGCCCCGGCUGCUGUAGCUGGCCGCAGCUUUGCGCUGCUGCUGGCGGCUGACGUAUGCUUCCUAGCCAGGCUGGUGUACGCAGACAAGUCGGACGCCAGCAGCGCAUCUGGUGCGGGUGCCGGCGGCAUCUUAAGCGGUCUGGCCGCCACCUUCACGUCCGCAGUGCUGCGGCGUGGUGACUGCCAGGCACUGCUGCAGGCGCUUCUUAAGGAGCCGGUGGUGCACCGGGCGCUGCGCCGACAGCACCCCGAUGCGGUGCGGCUGGCGGAGGCCCGGAUGCAGUACCUGGAGCCGCGGGUGGCUGGCGGUGUGCCGCGGCCGGACUUCUCGCUGCCGCACGUGUCGUACCCGCACGACCCCAAGGUGGCGCAGUUCCUGCGGGACGCCGGACAGGAGCACUGGUUUGGCGGCUUCACCAGCAUCGCGGAAGCGCGCAAGUUUGUGGACCAGCACCUCUCCUCGCACGCACAGCAGCGGUACGGCUUCCGCGUGCUGGCCUCCUGCAGCGGCCAGGGGCGCAGCUCGAGGGUGCACGUGUCCAAGAGCCGCGACGUGUACGACCAGCGCGUGGCGACGUACCACUCGGAAGUCGAGGAGCUGCGUGAGGUGCGGGGCAUGCUGCGGGCGGCUGCGGGCAUUGCUGCGGGCGUAGCUGCCACGGGUGCCAUGAGCCAUGCACUGCAGCCCGCGCCGCAGCAGGCCAUGCAGCAACCCGCAUUGGCACUGCUUCCAGCGGCGCAGUGGCACCAGCAGCCAGCCGCGGCCGCGCCUGUGCAUCAGGUGCAGGCACCCGCGCCCGUGGCGCAGAUUGGCUUGGCCCAGCAGGGAGCGGCACGCGUGGCUCCAGUGCACGGAGGCGGCCAACUGGCCGGCAGCGCCACGUGGACACGCACUGAUGGCAGCGCACAUGGGCUGGUGCCGCCACAGAUGCAGGGCCCGCCUCUGCAGGCCUCAAAGCCAGGCACUGCUGGCACGCGCGCACUCACCGCACCGGGCAUGGGAGCUUGGGCGCAGCUUCAACGGCAACAUCAGCUGCUGCAGGCGCAGCGGCUGCAGGCGGUGCAGGCAUGCAAUGCUGGUGGCGGUGGCCAUGUCCCGGAGGUGGUGGAUUUGACCGAUGAAUGAAGCGCAGUAGUAUGAGCGACUAAGGUGUUGGUUGUCAAGUGCACAUGCUGGCCGCACCGCCCCUUAUGGAUCCAUGCCGGAUCGUGAAGUGACAAACUUGCUUUUGAGGCAACACUAGGGUCAAGCUAGGCCCUUGGCGUUGUGCGGCUGCGUGUUUGUUUGCCGUGCCGUACAUUAAGUGAGAGCGUUAGUAUGUAGUAGCGUAGCACCAUGGCAGCCAAUAAAGUGACAUAUGAAUGC